Messenger RNA from Dicentrarchus labrax (European seabass), 2269 nucleotides. RefSeq names its product DnaJ heat shock protein family (Hsp40) member A2a (gene dnaja2a). Gene Ontology annotation, cellular component: cytoplasm; cytosol. The record is from RefSeq and is a predicted model, not a curated record. Gene Ontology annotation, molecular function: Hsp70 protein binding; ATP binding. Gene Ontology annotation, biological process: response to heat; protein refolding. Lineage: Eukaryota; Metazoa; Chordata; Actinopteri; Moronidae. The coding region runs from base 92 to 1333 and encodes 413 amino acids. The transcript is spliced from 9 exons.
UGACACACGAAGCGAGCAAAACAUUUUCCACCGGCUCUCUCUUUGUCCAUCCACCUCGCCUCCCUGCUGAAGCAACAUCCACAGCAACACCAUGGCGACUGUUGUCGAUACAAAACUAUACGACAUCCUCGGAGUGUCUCCAUCCUCAUCUGAAAAUGAGCUGAAGAAGGCAUACCGGAAACUGGCGAAAGAAUACCACCCUGACAAAAACCCCAAUGCUGGUGACAAGUUCAAAGAAAUCAGUUUUGCCUAUGAGGUGCUGACCAACCCGGAAAAGAAGGAACUUUAUGACCGCUAUGGAGAACAAGGCUUGCGGGAAGGAGGUGGGGGUGGCCCAGGGAUGGAUGAUAUCUUCUCCCACAUCUUUGGCGGUGGACUCUUUGGAUUCAUGGGUGGCCAGGGGAGUCGCUCCAGGAAUGGAGGUCGUAGGAGAGGAGAGGACAUGGUCCACCCACUCAAGGUGUCACUGGAGGACCUUUACAAUGGGAAAACCACUAAACUACAACUUAGCAAGAAUGUACUGUGUAGCACUUGUAAUGGGCAGGGAGGCAAGACAGGCGCUGUACAAAAAUGUACAACAUGUAGGGGGCGUGGCAUGCGCGUCAUGAUCAGACAGCUGGCUCCAGGGAUGGUCCAACAGAUGCAGUCUGUGUGUACUGAUUGUAAUGGAGAAGGCGAAGUUAUCAGUGAGAAAGACCGCUGUAAAAAAUGUGAGGGCAAGAAAGUCGUGAAGGAGGUGAAGAUUCUGGAGGUACAUGUGGACAAAGGCAUGAAGCACGGCCAGAAAAUUACCUUUGGAGGUGAGGCUGAUCAGGCACCUGGUGUCGAGCCUGGGGAUAUAGUCCUUGUUCUGCAGGAAAAAGAUAAUGAGACAUUCAGGCGAGAUGGCAAUGACCUCUUCAUGAACCACAAGAUCGGGCUGGUGGAGGCACUGUGUGGCUUCCAGUUCAUGCUGAAACACUUGGAUGGAAGACAGAUUGUUGUCAAGUACCCUGCUGGCAAAGUCAUUGAACCAGGCUCGGUGAGGGUGGUGCGAGGAGAGGGCAUGCCACAGUACCGAAACCCUUUUGAGAAGGGAGAUCUGUACGUCAAGUUUGAUGUCCAGUUUCCCGACAACAACUGGAUCAGCCCUGAGAAACUUGUGGAGCUUGAAGACAUGCUGCCCUCGCGAUCAGAGCCUCCCAUCAUCACUGGGGACACAGAGGAGGUCGACCUGCAGGAUUACGAUGUCAGCCAGAGCUCGACGUCGGGUAGCCGCAGAGAGGCCUACAACGACAGCUCCGAUGAAGAGGGUGGCCACCACGGGCCAGGGGUGCAGUGCGCCCACCAGUAGUCUCAUACUCCCACACAUGCACACACGACCCACGUUCUGCUUGGGGAGAAAAUGUACGAGUUGCAGAGUAAACAAGGAUGUAGGUCAGACUGAAAAAGCUUGGUAAUUCCUCAGACACAGAUCAAGUAAAUGUUAUUGAAUCAUGGCACCUGGAAUUGUUGAUUUAAUGUUAUUGACCUGUGUGCUGGGAUUGUCUUGAUCUUUGCCUGAGGAACUCACACUGGGGCAGCCAAAGACUUAACACUGCACCUGAAACAGAUUUAGACACUUUAAACAGCAACUUCAGGUAGAAGUCAUUAUGUAUUUAAGAUGUAUCCAAACAAUUGGGUGCCCCAGUGAAUGCCAUGUAGAACUAUGAUCUGGUGUUCACUCCUCUGUCACCCCUGUUGAAGUCCAUUCCCCUCUCCACUAAUGGGAACUCCAGAUCAAUCAAAGAAAGGAACGUGUCUUGUUUGCUGAGUGUGUGACUUGCAUUUUGUUUUCAUAGUAUUUACAAUAAUUAAUUUAAAAACUAACCGAUGUGCAUACACAAAGCAGCUGAGCAAUGUGACGUGCAGAUCCUUGGACUCGUGUAUUCAUGGAUUCAUCCACUCGGCGCCAUUCGUAGGAUUUGUUUCUGAUUUUUACAGCUUUAUUUUCUUUGUAGGUUUUUACUCAUUUUUUUUUGUCUUUACAUUUUAAUUCAAACAGAAAAUUGGCUAUUGUGUAUAUCAUUGAACUGGUUGUUGGUAAGCUUCAUCAGCUGCUGUAUUCAAAGCUGUGUGAUUUUUAAAAAAGAAAAAUUACAAGUGAGAUGACAAAUGUAUAGCUCGUAUCUGUGCUGAGACCAUGUGCAUGUAAAAAGCUUUGGUUCCUGCACUUAUCAAACAUCAAAUAAAGCAGCACACUUCUUAAGAAAAUGUCUAUGAAGUUGUUGAAUAAAUUGUUGAAAUAUCA